This is a messenger RNA of Closterium sp. Naga37s-1, 1012 nucleotides long. NCBI's taxonomy places the organism in Eukaryota, Viridiplantae, Streptophyta, Zygnematophyceae, Desmidiales, Closteriaceae. The record is from the annotation of a GenBank genome assembly.
AUGGCCUCAUCUCGGACGGUCGUCGUGUUGGCGCUGCUGCUGCACGCGGCGUGCCUCUCAUCGCCGCAUCGUCUCGUCGCGGGCUACUCUUCGCCUCUCAGUGAAGCAGCAAGCACCCGCCGCGAGAUGGCCAAGGCGCCUGUCAAUUGCCCCGACGGCGUGGUGUGCCCGAUGGGGGCGUACUGCCGGUUGGACCGCAACGACUUCCCCUUCUGCACGUGCCCCUUCGGCCAUGCCCUAAACAACGGCUAUUGCAACCGUUACUACAGGUGGCGAACGGUCGGCACAAGCGUGGUCCUCUACAACGCCCCCUCCUUCGCCAACUCGCCCGCCACGCUCCCGCCGGCCGUGCUGCGCGACCCGCCGCCCAACUCAUCCGCGUGCACACUCGUGCCCAAGGGGUUCAGCGGCACGGUGGGGUCGCUGCGCAUCCUGUGGAAUGUGGAUGACGGCAUCAGGGAUCAACCGGUGUGCGGGAAGGUGCUGUUCUGGGAUAAGAGCAACUGCUCCGGGUCGGCAUCUGUGUACGUGAUUCCCGGCAAGUGGACGACCGCCAAGUUUAACAAGCUCGACUACGCCACCACCAGCGUCAAGAAGACAGCCGGCGUGGACGCCAAAGCGCGGUCCUUCUCGUGUCUGAUGGCCGUGAAGCCGAACGUCACGAACCUGUGUGACAUAGCGUCGUGCCCGCCUGACUCCACGUGCACCCUCCUGAAGAACAGCUCCUUGGCGCAGUGCACGUGCGGAUUCGGACUUGCCAUGGACCCCGAUGGUGCCUGCGUUGACGCGUGCUCCAUCAAGGACUGUGGCACGGGUGGCUCUUGCGUCAUUCUAUCAAACGACAACGCGUAUUGCAAUUGCAAGCAAGGCUACGAGCUGGAAGGUGUAUUAGGGACUUGCAUCGGAGAAGGCCAAUGCAAGGACUGCCUUCAGGGUACCUUUGGCCCCAACUCUCUACCGUACCCUUACUGCGCCCCUGGCUUCAACAUGAAUUCUGGUGUUUGCCUGCCUG